Molecule: messenger RNA, 1108 nt
Organism: Elephantulus edwardii (Cape elephant shrew)
Lineage: Eukaryota; Metazoa; Chordata; Mammalia; Macroscelidea; Macroscelididae
Gene: RFC4
Product: replication factor C (activator 1) 4, 37kDa
Exons: 10
Coding region: 7-1101 (364 amino acids)
Biological process (GO): DNA repair; DNA-templated DNA replication
Cellular component (GO): DNA replication factor C complex; nucleus
Molecular function (GO): DNA binding; ATP binding; ATP hydrolysis activity
Source: RefSeq, a predicted model, not a curated record
GUAACCAUGCAAGCAUUUCUGAAAGGUGCAUCUGGCAGUUCUAAACCAGCACUGACCAAAGAUCGAGGAGUUGCUGCUACUGCAGGAAGCAGUGGCGAGAACAAGAAAGCAAAGCCUAUUCCGUGGGUGGAAAAAUAUCGCCCAAAAUGUGUAGAUGAAGUUGCUUUCCAAGAAGAAGUGGUUGCAGUGCUGAAAAAGUCCUUAGAAGGAGCCGAUCUCCCAAAUCUUUUAUUUUAUGGGCCACCUGGAACUGGAAAAACAUCAACUAUUUUAGCAGCAGCUAGAGAACUCUUUGGGCCUGAGCUUUUUCGAUUGAGAGUUCUCGAGUUAAAUGCAUCUGAUGAACGUGGAAUACAAGUAGUUCGAGAGAAAGUGAAGAAUUUUGCUCAAUUAACUGUGUCAGGAAGUCGUUCAGAUGGGAAGCCAUGUCCUCCUUUUAAGAUUGUGAUUCUGGAUGAAGCAGAUUCUAUGACCUCAGCUGCUCAGGCCGCUUUAAGACGUACCAUGGAGAAAGAGUCUAGAACUACUCGUUUCUGUCUUAUCUGUAACUACGUCAGUAGAAUAAUUGAACCCCUAACCUCUAGAUGUUCUAAGUUUCGAUUCAAACCUCUAUCUGAUAAAACUCAACAGCAGCGAUUACUAGAAAUUGCUGAGAAGGAAAAUGUCAAAAUUAGCAAUGAGGAAAUAGCUUAUCUUGUUAAGGUGUCAGAUGGAGACUUAAGAAAAGCCAUUACAUUUCUCCAAAGUGCUACCCGCUUAACAGGUGGAAAGGAGGUCACAGACAAAGUUAUCACAGAUAUUGCUGGGGUAAUACCAGCUGAGAUAAUUAAUGAAGUAUUUGCUGCAUGUCAGAGUGGCUCUUUUGACAGACUAGAAGCUGUGGUCAAGGACUUGAUAGAUGAAGGCCAUGCAGCCACCCAGUUUAUAAAUCAAUUUCAUGAUAUGGUUGUAGAGAGAGAGAGACUUUCUGAUAAACAGAAGUCCAUUAUUACAGAAAAGCUUGCAGAGGUGGACAGAUGCCUAGCUGAUGGUGCUGAUGAACAUUUGCAGCUGAUCAGCCUUUGUGCAACUGUGAUGCAGCAGUUAACUCAGAAUUGUUAAAUGUGAU